Funneliformis geosporum is the source of this 3375-nucleotide messenger RNA. The record is from the annotation of a GenBank genome assembly. NCBI's taxonomy places the organism in Eukaryota, Fungi, Glomeromycota, Glomeromycetes, Glomerales, Glomeraceae.
AUGUCAACACCGAGAAGGUCAGAAAGGUUACGUGAAAUCAAAAAAGAGGAGUCUCCCGUAUCAACAAAAGAAAAACCUAAGCCUAAACGCAAAACCAAACAAAAAAUACCUCUUGACAUGUACGCUACACGGUUUAGUAACGUUACAAAAUACGUUGGCGCACACGUUAGUAUUUCAGGUGGCGUGCAAAAUUCUAUUACCAAUAGUCUUGUUAUCAGGGCUAAUGCCUUUGCAAUUUUCUUGAGAAAUCAAAGAAGAUGGACGGCGCCAAAAUUAGAUCCAGAGAACAUUAAAGCGUUUCGAGAAAAUUGUAAACAACAUAAUUACGCUUCAAAAUUUAUUUUGCCUCAUGGGAGUUAUCUAAUCAAUUUAGGUAAUCCCGAUCAAGAAAAACGCGAGAAAAGUUAUCAGGCUUUUCUGGAGGAUUUAAAUCGUUGUGAACUACUAGGAUUAACUUUAUAUAAUUUUCAUCCUGGCUCAACAGUUGGUCAGUGCACAAAAGAACAAUCUAUACAACAUAUUGCAGAUUGUAUCAAUAAAGCACAUGAAGAAACUUCAAGCGUAACGUGUGUUAUCGAAAACAUGGCGGGCGCGGGUAAUAUUAUUGGAUCGAGGUUUGAGGAAAUUGCAGACAUCAUUUCACGGGUUAAGGAUAAGAGUCGAGUUGGAGUCUGCAUUGACACAUGUCAUGCCUUUGCUGCGGGAUAUGACUUACGUACUCGCGAAGCGUAUGAAAAAACCAUGUCAGAGUUCUCUCGACAUAUUGGUUUUCAGUAUUUACGAGGGAUGCAUUUAAACGAUUCAAAAACCAAUUUGAAAUCCUUUCGAGAUCGUCAUGCUAAUAUAGGAAAAGGAUAUUUGGGGUUAGAGGCAUUUCGUUUGAUAAUGAAUGAUGAUCGAUUAAAUGAAAUUCCAUUAAUUCUAGAAACUCCCGUUGGACCCGAUGAUGAACUCUCAGAUUAUGAUAAAGAAAUUGAAUUACUUUAUGGACUUGUAGGAAUCGAUCAUGAAACCAUUAUAAGACUUUUAUAUAAUAUAGGCUCAAGAAAAGAAGUUGAGCAAUACCUUCGACACUUUUCUUCAGUAGAAUCACAGAAAUUCGCGGUAAUAAAAGUUGGAGGAGCGGUUUUAUCAGAUGAAUUAGAUACACUUGCAUCAUCUAUAACAUUUUUAAAUCGAGUAGGGUUAUAUCCAAUUGUAUUACAUGGAGCCGGACCACAAAUGAAUAAAUUAUUGGAAGAGGCGGGUGUUGAACCGAAUUAUAUCGAUGGUAUUCGUGUAACGGAUGCCAAAACUUUAGAGAUAGCAAGAGGUGUGUUCUUGCAAGAAAAUCUCAAGUUGGUUGAGGCAUUAGAACGUUUAGGUACUCCAGCUAGACCAAUUCCUAGUGGUGUGUUCAUCGCGGACUAUUUAGAUAGGGAAAAAUACGGUUACGUCGGAAAAAUCACCGGUGUGCACAAGAGGGUCGUCGAAGCCAGUGUAAAUUCCGGUGCGUUGCCAAUUUUGACUAGCUUGGCCGAGACUCCUUCCGGUCAGAUUUUAAAUGUUAACGCUGACGUGGCUGCUGGAGAAUUGGCCAGAGUUUUAGAACCAUUAAAGAUCAUCUACCUUAGUGAAAAGGGUGGUCUUUUACAUGGUGAAACCAAUAAAAAGAUUGACGUGAUAAAUCUUGAUGAGGAAUAUGAAAAUUACAUGGCACAACCAUGGGUGAAAUAUGGUACGAGGUUGAAGAUUAGAGAGAUCAAGGAACUUUUGGAUCAUUUGCCUCGUUCUUCAUCGGUUGCAAUCACCUCUGCCGGUCAACUCCAUAAAGAAUUAUUCACAGAUUAUGGAGCCGGAACGUUGAUUCGUCGAGGAUAUCGACUCUUUAAAUAUAAUUCCGUUAAUGAAGCCGAUAAUGCAAAGUUACAACAAAUCUUACAACAAUCUAUUUCCGAUUCAUCUUCAUACAUUCAACAACUUGGAAAGAAAUCUCACGCGAUCUAUAGUGAUGAACCUUAUGAAGUGUUGGCGAUCGUGUCACAAGGAAAUAACUCCAUCCCAAUCCUUGAUAAAUUUAUCGCAUCCAAAAAUGGGGUCUUGAAUAAUGUAACGGAUAAUAUUUGGGCCAUGAUACAAAAGGAUUACCCUCGAUUAACUUGGGUUGCAGAUGAAAAUGACGAAAACAAAUCUUGGUUUUUUGACAGAUCUGACGGUAGCUACACCAGCAAUGGAAAGAUUUUGUUCUGGUAUGGCAUCGAGAACAUCGAUGAUGUUACCAACAUCAUUAAAGAUUUCGCAUCUAACCAAGUCGUCACUUCUUCAACAAAAUCCGGAAACGCGUUCACGAAAAAUUCCCGAUUAUAUUCAACCUUUACUAGCAAGAAUAAUGCAUUUUCAUCAUCCAAUUUAUUGCGCCGUCAAUAUUCUACAUCUACAAGCCCAGCAAGGGUCGCAUUAAUUGGGGCUCGUGGAUAUACCGGAAGGAACCUCAUUUCACUUUUAAAUACUCAUCCUCACCUCUCUUUAUCUCAUGUAUCUUCCCGAGAGCUUGAAGGUCAAAAAUUGGACGGGUAUACAAAAGAUGACAUUACGUAUGUCAAUUUGAAAGCCGAACAAGUUAAGCAAAUGCAAAAGAAUGGUGAGGUCGAUUGUUGGGUUAUGGCUUUACCCAAUGGCGUUUGUGCACCGUUUGUCCAAGCUGUUAAUGAAGGUCAAGCUGGCAAAAGUUUGAUUGUCGAUUUGAGCGCAGAUUAUCGUUUUACUGAUGAAUGGACUUAUGGUUUACCUGAACUCGGAUAUCGCAAUGCCAUAACCAAAGCCACCAGAAUCUCAAAUCCUGGUUGUUAUGCAACGGGUUCACAACUUGCUAUUGCUCCAUUAGUCCCAUUUAUAUCAGAAUCUCCGACAGUAUUUGGAGUUUCGGGUUAUUCGGGUGCUGGUACAAAACCAUCACCAAAAAAUGAUCCAGAAUUCCUCAAGGACAAUCUAAUACCAUACGCUUUAACAGAUCAUAUUCAUGAACGUGAGGUUUCUCAUCGAUUAGGAACGACAGUUAAUUUCAUCCCACACGUUGCUCCAUAUUUUCAAGGGAUCAAUAUAACUGCCAAUAUUCCUUUGAACAAAACUUUUAAAUCCUCGGAAAUUAAAGAAUUAUUCGAACAAAAAUAUGCGGGAGAAAAGCUCAUCAAGGUUGUAGAAGAUAUUCCACUUGUAAAAGAUAAUUCCGAAAAACAUUUUGUUAAGAUUGGAGGAUUUGGUGUACAUUCAUCUGGUAAAAGAGUAGUGGUCGUCGCUACCAUUGAUAAUUUGUUGAAAGGUGCCGCCACCCAAGCUUUGCAGAAUAUGAAUCUUGCCUUGGGUUAUGAUGAAUACGCGGGUAUUCCACUUGAAUAA